CGCGUGGACCAAACAUAUUUCUAUUCAGUUUGAACUGCAAUGAGUUUGACAGAAAUUAAACAGAAAGAAGGCAAAGCUAAGAAGAAUGUGCUGCCCAAGCUGCGCACUCUAUUGGCCAAUCCAUAUAAACAGCACAGCCCCGUGCUGCCCGAAAGCGAGUUGCUGGAACUGCAACAAAUAUUUAAAUCUACUUUAAAUGAAAGUGCUCAUACACAGCAAAAAUUUGUGACCCAGAAUCACAUACACCUGGGCUUGGAAAGCUCACUACGGGCUAUUAAUGGACGGCGGUUCUCCUGCGUUUUCAUUUCUCUCAGCUUAAGGCCUUCCCACCUAGUGCGUCUUAUUGCAACCACAGCUAGUGUCAAAGUUCCAACAGCUCCCAUCUAUGCGCAACCCAAAUUGGAGGAUCUCACACAUGAGAUAUUUGGAGUACGAGCGUUAGCGCUAGUAUUGCCGAUAGACCUAAACAGCAUAAGCUCCAAAUUGGCCAAAUGGGUGGAAGUCCGAAAAAAACCUGUGGUCAAAAAAGUCGUAAAGCCUGCCUCCAAAAAGACUGGAAAGAAACGCAAGGCGAUAGAACAAGUUCUUAUUAAUACAGAAAAUGAACCACAAGCGGUAAAGACAGCUCCAACAGAAGAAAAGGAAUGGAGUGGUGAUUACAUAUCGUGUGCAAGUGAUGGAGCCGUAUUAAGGAUUAGCCAAUUGGAUGCGCAAACAGAGGCGGAGCAGUUAAGCAUAGCGCUUAGCAAGCUUGGCAAGAAAAGUGCAAAUAAAACAGAAAUACCGGAUGUCAAAAAUACGAAACCGGAAGAAGACAAUGAAAUAAUAACAUUGGCAGCUAAUGAGCCAAUGGAAGUAGAUACAGCUGAGGCUGCCGAAGACGAUGAAUUUCUGCCUGCUGAGCUGACAAAUUAUCAGCCGUUAACUCAGCAUCUGAUCUGUGCGAAUCCAAACAAGAAACCCAAAAAGAAACGAAACAAAAACAAAAAGCAAACAAACCAACCGCCACAAAAAAAAUCCAACUGAUGGUUGGCAACGCCAACAGCUA
Molecule: messenger RNA, 1048 nt
Organism: Drosophila arizonae
Lineage: Eukaryota; Metazoa; Arthropoda; Insecta; Diptera; Drosophilidae
Source: RefSeq, a predicted model, not a curated record